AUGACUAACCGAGCCUCGAGUGGAAGUACAAGCCGCUCGGGAACAGCAACCCAUACAUCGUCGCUAAGAAAAGAUGUUGAAGUAUUCAGCAAGUACAAAAGAGAACCCGUUCUUGUUGACUUGUAUCAUCAACAAGGAAGAGAUUCAAAAUUAUACUAUCACCAAGAAGGAAAUAGAAAUGUACAUUUAGAUUACACUCCAAACAUGUCACUGGUGGAACGAAGAGAACCAUCCUUUGUUGACUACACAAAAAAAGGGCAGUUUAGUAAUAGGUUAUCGAAAUUAAUUAAUGAUCAGCCUUCUACCCUUGAUUACACACCUCACUACACUUUUGUGCAUGAAAGACCCAAAUGUGGUGUCAAUAUGAGAAAAUCUACUGAUAGAGACAAACAUUACUUCUCCAUAAACGAAUCCAAAAAGCAAAGCAUUACAAACAAUGUGGGUUUUGUGAAUUCAAAAUCCACAAUUGUGGAAGAUCAACAAGAUCGUUUUGUAAAAAGAGCUACUAAUAUUUAUCAAGGAAGUGAGACUCAUGCUCUGGACAUGUCAAAGAUGACUUCACGAACAGAUUCACAUACUGACUCCAACGAUCCAGGCUUCAAAUACCAACCCAUUUAUUCUGCUACCUUACCUAAAGUUUCACAUUACUACGACAUGGGAAAGCAAUCUGACCGAACGAAAGCCAAAACAGCGUGGAUACCCUCUAGAUCUGAGUCUUCGAAACAUUAUGAUGUCUCCUUCCAAAGCGUCGAGAUUCCUCCCAAGAACUAUGUCAACAUGAAGAGGAGUACAGGAAGAGAAUCAAAGAAGAAGAAAUCAAGCUUUGUAGACUUAUCGUAUACACCAAAUCACUCAUUGACAGAAGGUAAAAGUGCAUGGUCUACGGACUUGUUUCUUACGUCUGGUCGCGGUGAUGAUGUAAAAGAUAUCACACAAAGUGCAGAGAAUCUUGUACGGCGAGUUAGGAGAGAGCUUCGUAAGCUCAAUCAGAUUCACCACUGA
This is a messenger RNA of Naegleria fowleri, 1002 nucleotides long. RefSeq lists its product as uncharacterized. The record is from RefSeq and is a predicted model, not a curated record. Lineage: Eukaryota; Heterolobosea; Eutetramitea; Acrasida; Naegleriidae. Bases 1 to 1002 code for a protein of 333 amino acids. The transcript has 3 exons.